Molecule: messenger RNA, 1515 nt
Organism: Exophiala bonariae
Lineage: Eukaryota; Fungi; Ascomycota; Eurotiomycetes; Chaetothyriales; Herpotrichiellaceae
Exons: 3
Coding region: 1-1515 (504 amino acids)
Biological process (GO): proteolysis
Molecular function (GO): aspartic-type endopeptidase activity
Source: RefSeq, a predicted model, not a curated record
AUGUACACACCAAACAUAGCUGCAGUUGCAGCUCUAAGUUACGCAACGACAUGUCUUGCAGAUCCAGGCUACCUGGUCUUGGAUUUUCACAAAAGAGCCGCUGUCGAGCGACGACUAGUACGGAGACAAGCCGGAAGUGACAGCUUCGUUGGGGAACUCAUACAAAAUACCAACAAGCUGGAGUAUCUCAUCAAUAUCACCCUGGGCACGCCUCCCCAGCCACUUGCUGUCACACUCGACACGGGAAGCUCAGACCUCUGGGUUCCAGCAACUUCAAAUGAGAAUUGUGUCAAGAAGGAAUGCGAUGGAGGUUCCUUCGAUUCCGAGAAAUCGAGUACUUACCAAUUGAUACAGGAAGGUACAUUCAAUAUCACCUAUGCUGCUCCUGGAGAUAGUGACGCCGGUGACUGGGCAAGUGAUACUCUUAUCAUCGGAAAUUCCCCUGGCAUCCAAAAUCAACAGAUCGGAGUUGCGGUAGCGGGCUUCGACCCCCAUGGAGUGAUGGGUAUCGGAUACGACAUAAAUGAGUCAGGAACGGCGCCUAACGGAACAUAUCCAUCUGUCAUGGACAACUUGGUGGAUCAAGGGAUCAUUGCACGGAAGGCCUACAGCCUGUAUCUGAAUGACCUGGAGUCAAAUCGAGGUUCAGUCAUCUUUGGCGGGAUCGACACCACCAAGUAUACUGGUGACCUGGUGGCUCUUCCCUUCCAGGCAGACGCAGAUCAAACCGCCAUCAGCGAGUUCCUCGUAACACUUACUCGUGUAUCUUUCACCGAUUCAUCCGGGAAGACAACCAGACUAUCACCUGAAGGAUAUGCACAGGCUGCAUUGCUAGACUCGGGCACCUCAAGCACUCUGCUCAACACAGAUGUGUUUGAUGCUCUCGCGGAUGGGUUUGGAGCCGUCGAUGUGGGCGAAUCAACCUUCGUGGUUCCAUGCAGCUUCGCUGAAUUGAAUGGCACCAUUGAUUACACCUUUGGUGGUGAGGGUGGCCCAACGAUCAAAGUCCCAAUCAAUCAGAUUAUCGGCCAACAGGUAUUUGAUUCCACGCAAUUUGAUGAUCCGUCUGGCGCUUGCGACUUUGGAUUUGGCCCUCCCAUUGUUGGCACAGUCAUUUUGGGAGACACCUUCCUCCGGAAUGCCUACGCUGUGUUCGACCUCGACAACAACAUGGGAGCUCUCGCACAGGCUGUGGUGGAGAAGACAGACACUUCAAGCAUAGUCAUCAUUCCUAGUGGUACAGAAAUACCAGGGGCCAGCGUAACAGCCUCAUUACCGGGUACUCCUCUCAACGCUGCGCAAGCAACAGAGGCCCCAGCAGUUCCAACAGCAAGUGUUGAGGGUACGACUUUAAUUUUGACCGGGACGCCGACUUUCAGCCUCGGCCAACCAACAGGGACAUUAAGUUCUGGAGGGUCCCAAGCAACAUCGACCUCGUCCGCAGGUGCGAAUGCAGCAGCUCCCACUGCGGCACUGCUGGGCUUGGGCUUGGUGGCAGGCGUUAUGAUUCUUUAA